This is a messenger RNA of Sceloporus undulatus (fence lizard), 1559 nucleotides long. RefSeq names its product regulator of G protein signaling 2 (gene RGS2). The coding region runs from base 42 to 677 and encodes 211 amino acids. The record is from RefSeq and is a predicted model, not a curated record. The transcript has 5 exons. Lineage: Eukaryota; Metazoa; Chordata; Lepidosauria; Squamata; Phrynosomatidae.
GAGCCCAACUUGAGAGAGGAGGGUUUGAUUGCUUUGGGAGUAUGCAGAGUGCCAUGUUCCUGGCUCUCCAGCACAACUGCAGCCCAAUGGAGAAAAACGCCAGCCUCUGCCAGAGCACAGAGGAGAAGAAGGGGAAGAUGAAGAAAACACUCAUAAAAGAUUGGAAAGCAAGAUUGAGUUAUUUCCUGCAGAACUCUUCCAGUUCUACCAAUGCGAAGGCUAACAAGAAAGGACAACAAAAAGCAUGUUUUAGACCUUCUCCAGAAGAAGCCCAGUUGUGGUCGGAAGCAUUUGACGAACUUCUAGCUAGCAAGUAUGGUCUGGCAGCUUUCAGGGCAUUCCUGAAAUCUGAGUUUUGUGAAGAGAACAUUGACUUCUGGCUGGCUUGUGAGGAUUUCAAGAAAAUUAAGUCACCACAGAAACUUAACGCCAAGGCUAAGAAGAUUUAUAGUGACUUUAUUGAAAAGGAAGCUCCCAAAGAGAUCAACAUAGACUUCCAAACCAAGAACACUAUUGCCCAAAACCUUAAUGAGGCUACCCACACUUGCUUCAGUGCAGCCCAGAAAAGGGUUUACAACUUAAUGGAGAAUAACUCAUACCCACGUUUCCUGGAGUCUGAAUUCUAUCAAGAACUGUGUAAAAAGUCAUCUAUCAGCAGGGAGCCACAGGGGACAUGAAUUCCCAAGUGCAACAGCAAAGAGAAACCAAAGAAGAACCAUUUUGUUCAUGAAAAAGGAAGAAGAUGUGUCUCUGGAGGCUUGGUGGACUUGAUGAACUGAAUGUACAGGAGACUCGCCCAAAUGUAAUCUUUUUUCCAGUUGGAUGGGCAUAUUGGCACUGGCAGCUUUCAACUUCUGUAGUAAGCUGCAGUAUUAAAAUCUUAAGAGGAAGAACCAAGCGAAACUGCUGGCCAGUUGUGAGAAGUUCAUUUUCCAUACCGAGAACUAUGCAUAGGGAAGGAGUGUCUUAUGCAGUACUAAACUGUUGGAGGGUCAUCCAACUCCCAUUCAUCAACCUGGAUGUGCUGACUCUCAGAGCAAGCAAGAUCAGAUCUAAUCCCCAUCUGCAAAAAGUAAACAAGAUUUGGGGUGGCUGUGCUCAGACUGACAUCUUCUUGAAAAAUGCUCUAAAUAAUUGGCUGCUGCUAUGUUUUUCCUUAACAACGGGCAGCAUGUAAUAUCUGCUCUCUAGGACUUUCUUACGCAGGUCCUGUUCUCUGCAGAUCAUGCAAUUGUGCUCAGAUGUUGUAGACUUCCUUGUGUGACUCAGACAAAUUCCAAUGUCACUAUAAAACUUGAUGCAGAUAUAAACAGGAUUCACUCAGAAAACAGCAUGCUGACCAUCUAAUUAACUGGGAUCAAAUUUUAUCUGUGUUGAGAGCAGCUUGGAGCAGAAUGGGGUUGAAACUUCAAAUGACAAUUGUGUAUUGUGUGUAUGUAUGUAGACUCUGGUUGUGUUGUACACCUACCAAUGCUGAAUGUGCUGACUUUUAAAGAAACUUCAGUGAAGUUGUGUUUUUUGGAGAGAUGUUUUAAUAAAUUAUUUUUAUUUUAGUAGAA